CGGGAAGUGGUUUUCCAAACGGAAAAUUGGCUAGUUGUUUGUUAGCAACAGUCGCUGUGGAGUGAAUUGGUGUGUUUGUGAAAAGACCACGAUAAACCUCAGAUACUGGGGGACAGUCCACGUAAAUGGCAUAAUCUUAGAUUGAGCCAUGUCGACUAUGGCUGAUGAAACAGCAGGAGACAUGCCUGUGAAAGAUAUAAGCUUCAGCCACACUGCAGUUGGGGGACUGCAAGAUUCGUUGGCAGUGCCAAAUGGCCGACCACGGCAGGCCCCUCUCCCGGCAGGGAUUUCUCGGAUCAACCGCGAGGAGCUUGAGGACCGUUACUUGCGCCUCCAUGAGGAGAGCCUCCUCCUCAAACAGCACAUCCACAAGCAGGAGGACAAGAUCAGGAGGAUGGCAACCAAACUGGUCCGGCUGGUGAAGGACAGGAAGCGGGAGGGGCAGGCGGUCCAGGGCCCUCGUCCAGUCGCCCGGGACGUGGAGAUGGAGGAGAUGGUGGAGGAGCUCCAGGAGAAGGCGCGGGAGCUCAUGAGGCAAAACGAGGGCCUGAAGCAGCGCCUCAUCACUGCCAAGCAGCAGCAGCAGCAGCAGCAGGGCCCAGGCCGCCGACACGUCCUGUACGGGCACGUCCAGCCUCGCAUUAACACGGGGCUGCGGCCCCCCAGCAGAGGCCAUCGGACUGUGGAUAUGAAUGUUAAAGCGACCCAGAAUCUGCUUCCACGAUACGGCCAUAGUCUGCUGGAUGACGCCAGGGCCGAGAUCCGUAAUCUGGAGAGCGAGAUCGAGUCUCAGAAGGCACACAUGGAGGAGAUGGACCGCUGCGCUGAGAUGCUGAGGGAACAGCUGAGGAGGAAGGAGAGGGAAUCCGAGGAGCAGCUGCAACUCCUCAGAGAGCUGCAGGCCAAUGAGCAGAGGUCAACCGUUAAGGACAAUGUGGAGAUGAUCAAACUGCAGAAACAGCUGGCUGACAAAGGCAAUGCAUUCACAGUUCUGGAGGGUCGUUUUCUUCAGCUCCAGGAGAACCAGAGGAUCCUGAAUGGCAGCCAUAAUGCAAUGAUGGCCCAGGUGGAGGAGCUCAGCAGUGAGCUGAAGGAGGAGCAGCUGCGGAGUCGUGGCCUGGAGAACCAGCUGCAUGCCAGCACGUUGGUGCAGCGCCGCACUGAGGAGCUUCAAGAACGCAUCCUUGAUCUGGAGAAGGAGCGAGAUCUGCUCAAGGAGAAUUGCGAUAAACUAUUCAGCAGCGCCUUUGACGUGACCCAGGAGCAGAAGUGGAAGACCCGGGAGCAGCAGUUGAAGCUGCAGAUCGUACAGCUGGAGGUGGCCCUCAAGGCUGACCUCGCCGACAAGAAUGAGAUCCUGGACAAGAUCAAGCUGGAGCAUGAGCAAAAUGAGCGGCUGUCGCAGGAGAAUCGGGAACUUCAGCUACGAUUUCUUGAGCAGAAACAGCAGCUGGAAGAAAUGAAAGAUCGUGUUAAGUUUUUUUCCAAGGAGAGUGACACUGACAUAGCCGAGCUCAGCGAAGCAUUGUUGCUUAUAAAGGCUCGUAAGAGCCAGCGGAAUGGGGAGCUGAGCUUCCUGCAGCAGGUGGACGAGGAUGCGCAACGAGACCUGGGCCACUCGCUGGCGGAGCUGCAGGCCGCGCAUGCCGAGACAGUGCAGGAGCUGGAGAAGACGCGCAGCAUGCUCAUUCUGCAACACAAGAUCAACAGGGACUACCAGACAGAGGUGGAAAUUGUGACCCGCAAGAUGGAAGACAUUAAAAUGGAACACGAGCUGAAACUCGAUCGACUGGCCCAGCUGCUUGACAUGAGAGCGACCAGAGUCAGGAAGCUGGAAGCUCAGCUGAAGGACAUCGCGUAUGGCACCAAAGCGCACACAUUCAGGGCCGAGAUCGUGGAGCAGGAUGCAGAGGCAGAACUCGAGGAGACCCUGCACUUGGAGCGAGGGGAGAACCUGUUUGAGAUCCACAUCAGCAGGGUGCAGCUCUCGCUGGGGGCCCUGGAGAUGCUGGCGGACCCGGAGCCAUCUACCUUCUGCACAUUUGCUUUCUACGACUUCGAGCUGCAGGCGACCGCGGUGGCACAGGGCCCGCAGCCGGUCUUCAACUUCACGUCCCGCUACACGGUGCGCAUGGACGACGCGUUCCUGCGCUACCUCCAGACUGGCGCCAUCACGCUGGAGCUGCAGCUGGCCAGCGGCACAGACUUCCGCACGGUGGCCGCCUGUCAGCUUCGGCUGCACCAGAUCCUCGAGCGCGAGGGCAGGGUGUUCGGCACCAUGCCCCUGAUCGGAGUGGGGGGAGAGGUCCAGUCCUUUGGCACACUGGAGUAUUGGCUUCAACUCAGGCUUCCAAUGGAGCAGGCUGCCCGCUUGUACCAAGAGCGUUUGAAGGCCCUGGGCUACCUCACCUCUGGCCAGUGGGGGGAGCAGCAGUCCCAGCAGGUCUUAGCAAAAGGAAAUGUUCCCUCCAUGGCGCCCGAGGAUAGCGAUCUUAACGAGCUCCGUAUCACUGUGCACUGCUGCAGCAACUUGAAAGCCCGACAGCCCACCACCCAGCCCAGUCCCUAUGUGGUCUACAAGCUUUUCGACUUCCCAGACCACGACACCCGCAUCCUGCCAGCCAGCAGCCACCCCCAGUUUGACGACUGUAUGGUCUUUCCCCUGCCCAUGGAUGGAGGUCUGGACCGCUAUCUACGGACCGAAGACCUGCAGGUUUAUGUGCUCGAUGACCUGGAGCCGGAGAGCCAUCUUUACCUCGGAAAGGCCAAAGUACCUCUCAUAUCUUUGGCCCAUGACAAAAGUAUCACAGGCACAUUCGAGCUGACAGCUCCCAGCGGCCAGCCCAGCGGAACCAUCGACGUGACCCUGGAGUGGAGACGCUCGUACUGCCCUCCCCCCAGUGUCUCCGUGCCCACGUUCCUCGCCAAAGAGACUCCGGAGAAAUUGGUCACCGCGGAGGAGAGGAGCGGCACGCCCCGUCCCCCGACUCCAUCUGGCCCGGAGGCAGCGGCCCCUCAGCCGAGACGGCGGACUUUGUUGAAGGAGAAGCUGAGCGGGAAGAAAGUGUCCUUCAUGGAUGCCGCGCCCACUGAGAGCGUAGUAGCGGAGCAGAGUGCACCCGCUUCUGUGGAGGACACGUCUGCAUACGAGACUCCAGGCGUCAACCUGCUGCACAAGGAGGCUGUCAGAGACCUUGAGGACUCUCACAGGGGAGCUGAAGAGGAAGAGAAUGAUGAGGAAGAAUCGCAUGUUUCUGAGGGGCAGCUGGCCACUGGCAGCUCUACCUCCACCUCCCAGGAGGCGGACAUUUCAGAAGAGCCCCCUGCACUAGACCAAGAGGCGGAGGAUGUGCUGGCUACGGAUCUUAACGAGUCUGUGCAGUCCGACAGCGAUGACGGCAUCGUGGCUGGGCAGAGUGUGCAGGGGAGGCUGCAGCCAUCAGAGCGGAUCCGCAUCGAGAUCACGUCCCUGCGGCUGGCACGGGGGUCCAGGGUGGCCGCGGAUGACACUGUGUCCCGGCUGUUCAUAGAGUACCGCUUCCUGGAUGGGCCCUCGGUGGAGACACCUCUGUCUUUGCCCAAGCCCCGGCCUGGCCAGAGCAUCUACUACAACUACAGCAGCGUGAUUCACGUGGACACGCAGAAUAACAAGGCGAGACGGGACCUCCUGCGCUCCACUCUCCGGGGGGACGCCAGGCAGCUGGAGAGCAUCAAGUUCAUCGUGGUGAGCGACCCCCCCGAGGAGCAGCAGGACCAGGAGUGCGAGGAUGUGGGCGUGGCCUUCGUCAGGAUCGGCAGCAUCCUGGAGCAGCAGCGCGAUCUAGUAGAUGCCGCUCUUGACGUUGUGGAUGUGCAUGACAGCAGUGUGGCGGUGGGCAGCCUGACUGUCACCGUGGAGGCCCUUCAGGCGCUCCGUUCCAUUCAGAGAGAGCUGCUACCUUCACACCCAAGUCGGGAGAGGCCUUAUGAGUGACUGGUGAUGAGCUAGCAGUCAGUCUGGCAUCUGUGUGAGUCUGUGUGUGAGAGAGAGGAAGAGAAAAAGGAUAUUUGUGGGACAAACUCAGUCCUCCUGUUUUAAGGGAGAAUUAAUAGCCCUGACUGUGAUUUAUAAAUAGAAAUAUCUUGUAGCUGUACAGUAUUUUAAGUUGUCUUGUUUUAAAAUUCCUUUUUAUUCUGCUUUUUAAAUUUUUUUUCUUAAUUCAUUAAUCCACACAGAGCCACAGCCUUUAAUGUGCUCACAUGAAAUUUCAUAGCCGUUAUGUGUAAUGUGCCGUGUGAACAUCUGUACAUCUUAAUAAAACCCUCAUGUUUUCCUGA
Messenger RNA from Brienomyrus brachyistius, 4317 nucleotides. It is a transcript of the gene rpgrip1l, whose product is annotated as RPGRIP1 like. The record is from RefSeq and is a predicted model, not a curated record. The coding region runs from base 149 to 3973 and encodes 1274 amino acids. Gene Ontology annotation, cellular component: photoreceptor connecting cilium. Gene Ontology annotation, biological process: retinal rod cell development; non-motile cilium assembly. The transcript has 27 exons. Lineage: Eukaryota; Metazoa; Chordata; Actinopteri; Osteoglossiformes; Mormyridae.